Messenger RNA from Drosophila busckii, 466 nucleotides. RefSeq names its product male-specific sperm protein Mst84Dc. The record is from RefSeq and is a predicted model, not a curated record. NCBI's taxonomy places the organism in Eukaryota, Metazoa, Arthropoda, Insecta, Diptera, Drosophilidae. The transcript has 2 exons. Bases 165 to 350 code for a protein of 61 amino acids.
UUUUCAGUUUUAGUACGUCUCUCAACGUUUCAAUAGCCCCUACAGUUGUUCGGAAAGUAGAAACUGUUUGUUCGCUUUCCUAACGUGAGAAAUUUUUCUAAUAAACAAAAGACAACAACAGUAGCCAUUUGUUUGUAGCAGCGGCUUCUUUUAGUGUUCACAAGAUGUGUCAAUGUGCCUGCGGAAGCGUUUCGUAUGCUCUGGCCUAUGGUCCUGUUGGCCCAGCCUUGCCUGCGAUGAACUAUCAAAACUGUUGUUGCGGCCCUUGCCCGCCCUGCGGUCCCUGGACAUGUCCGCCGAAUCGAUGCCGCUGCUGCGGCGAAUGUGGAUGUUUUGGUCCGUUCUAUUAGCGCAUUGAACAUGCGGGGCAAUGAUAUGAAAUUUCUUGCGUGCGGAAGGCGACUUGGUUUUCUUUUGCUUUGAUAUCGUUUUGGGUUACUAAUAAAAUUAUUUGUUUUACAAAAUA